Messenger RNA from Rubroshorea leprosula, 1237 nucleotides. Lineage: Eukaryota; Viridiplantae; Streptophyta; Magnoliopsida; Malvales; Dipterocarpaceae. The record is from the annotation of a GenBank genome assembly.
UUUCAAUAAAGAAGCUACAGAACUUUGAGAAAACCAUGGAUGCUUAUGCAUUAACCGCUAGCUCCCUCUUGCUCACCAACGAGUUCGCGAUGCAUGACUUCAUUGAGCAUCCUAACUUCGAUCAAUUCGUUGAUUUGAUUCGAGGGGAGAGUGAAAAUUCCUAUGCGGGAUCGAAUUUUAGUUUUAUCAAUAACAUUGGAUGUUAUGUUGAUAAGCAGGUUGCCGCGGCCAUGCCAGGAGGAGACAUGUUUGACUAUCAUGGUGCCGGGGGCACUAUGGUGCCCGAUGAUAAUUACAUUUUCAAUACAAUGGGGAGUUUCACUGGGGAAAUGAACGGAGGGGAGGAAGAUGAAUCAGAUGAUGAAGAGGACGAGUCUUCUGAGACGACGACGACGAGGACGACGACAACAGAAACCAAGAAGAAGAAGGUUGACCGGUCGAAGACCCUGAUUUCGGAGAGGAAAAGGAGAGGGAAGAUGAAGGAGAAGCUCUAUGCGUUGCGAUCUUUGGUUCCCAACAUAACCAAGAUGGACAAGGCCUCCAUUAUUGGAGAUGCUGUUCUGUAUGUGCAAGAUCUGCAAGUGAAAGCUAACAUGCUAAAAGCCGACAUAGCGGGUCUCGAAGCAAUCUUGGCAAGCUCAGAAAUAUGUCAAGAAUCAAUGGAUAAUCCUAAAAACAUACAGUUUACUAUGAACAGACAGCCAGUUUGCAAAAAGAUCGAGCAGAUGGAUAUUUUUCAAGUUGAAGAAAAAGCGUUUUACAUUAAACUGGUCUGUAAUAGAGGAGAAGGAGUGGCAGUGUCACUCUACAAGGCCAUCGAGUCACUUACCAACUUCAAAGUUCAAAAUACAAAUCUGGCUACGGUUUUGGAUACAUUUGCAUUAACAUUUAGUCUAAAAGUCAGAGAUUCUGAGCAGGCUAUGAGCUUGCCAAAUCCGAAGCUGUGGGUGACUCGAGCUCUUCUCCAUCAAGGAUUUGAAUUUUUAGCUCCCAAUUUGUCUUCAUAAUUCUGUUCUCUUUAUUUUUUUUUUUCUUUGCUAAACUUAACUAUGCCUUGUAGAUAAAUCUACCGGCAUAGUUAACCCUGCAUAUAGAUCAUCACCUUCAAUGUAAUAGUACCUUGUUUAGGUUAGUCAAUUCUUGUGUACUUUUUCUAUUCUCUUGUUUCCUUGACCAUUUUCAUGGCAUUUCCCCUGUGAAAGGAUGGAACCUGUAGUAAUCAAACUUCCAUUCAUCG